UCUAAAACGCAGUGCUAAGUCCCAAACGUCGCAUUCACAGUCAGACCCGCUCAGAGACCCAGUAGUGCGCGGAGACUGGCGGGCGCGCGGUUUGCCGUACAAUUUUUGUUCUGUCUCAGCACCCCGCCACGCCUAGAGCUUGUUAGCAAGAGCCGAAGAGGGCAUUACACACAGGCUCUCCAUCUGGAGUAUUGCCACUCAAUAGUCAGCGUCUAGCGCUGAAUUGCUUGUCGACUUACUGGGCUGCACACUCACGGCCCGAGUCUUAGUCCUGGCUUAAGGCUGCUUCGACCACGGCCUCACUAGUGACAUUUGCAUCUUCAUCGCGACCGCUUGGGCAGCUUUGCAAGCACAUGGGGACAUCCAGGGCACAGUAACCUCAAGCGUUAGUGUGGGCCGGACGCUCACCGUGCGCGUCCAUAGCCCAGACAAUGUGUUCGUUUAGCAGCAGGCGCGGACGACCCAUGGCGCGCCUGCUGCUUUUAGUGACGCUCGCAGUAGCACUAGUAGUGCAGCAGGCGGCGGCACAAGGGAACUCGAAGGGCGUCAACCGAAACCCACUGUUCCCAGACUGCAAGUGCGAGCGCGACCGGCGGAGCUCGCCCUACCGGGCGUCGCUCACCAGCACUGAGGACUACCCGGGGGGUCGGCGGUACUGCUUCACGUUCGAUGUGGUCAGCUGUCAGGUGGACAACCCCUGCUGCUACAUGAACCUGUACAAGAUCGAGUUCCCGUUCACGUACGACUGCCGCGGCUCGCUGCAGUACAUUGAGUACCAGGGCGGCAACCGCUCCAUCAUCUGGGGGCCGUCGUACCUGAACGCCGACAUUCCGCGCGUGGAUCUCAAGAUCACCAACAUGCGGCUGAGUCAGACGAACGCCGCCGGGCAGGGCAUCUGCUUAGGCAUCGCAGACUACUGCAAGGAGAUCGACCAGUGGUGCUGGCCCAACACGGGCAAGUGCCGCAUGGCUAUGUUCAACGCAGACCCCUUCGACUGCUGCCCCAUCCAGAACUUCCCCACCACCGACUCCCCGCCGCCGCUGACGCCGGCGCAACGCCAGCCGCCGCCGCCCAGCGACGUCAGCCCGCCGCCGCCUCCUCCUCCCCCUCCGCCGCCGCCGCCGCCGCCUCCGCCGCCGCCAAAGACGGCGGCGCCGCCGCCGCCGCCGGGCUGCACGGUGUGCGUGCGUCUCAAGCUGGCGACCAUCCCCGCCGGCGGCACCUACGAGAUCACCGACGCUCAGUGCGAUGACUACCAGGCCACCAUCGCCGACGCCGCCAAUGAGGCAGCGAACACGUACGGCGCCAUGAUGACUAAGCCCUUCCAGCCCGACAUCAACCUGUGCUACCCGGACGAGGUGUCGGUGUGCGGGACCUUCUUUUCGGCCGCCGAGGGCGAGAAGCUUCAGGACUGGAUCGAUUUCGACGGCGCGCUGGAUGAUGUUGUCAAUUUGAUCACCGGCGGCAGCUGCCCCGCCGAGCUCAGUGGCUACACAGUGGUGGCCUUCCUCACAGACGCCGUAGAGGGUGAGAGCUGCCUGACCGGCUCGUCGCAACAGGCCUGCGCGCUGCUGUCGCCGCCGCCGCCGCCGCCGCCGCCCCCUCCUCCUCCGCCGCCGCCGCCUCCGCCGCCGAAGCGGCCCAGCCCGCGCCCGCCCAGCCCCAAGCCGCCGAGCCCGCCGCCGCCCACGCCGCCACCGCCGAGCCCGCCGCCGCCGAAGCCGCCGCCACCGCGCCCGCCGCCACCGAACCCUCCUCCUCCUCCCCCGCCGAGCCCGCCGCCGCCGAAGCCGCCGCCGCCCAGCCCGCCGCCGCUCAGCCCGUCGCCACCGUCGCCUCCUCCUCCCAGCCCCAAGCCUCCCAGUCCGCCGCCGCCCAAGCCGCCGCCGCCGAGCCCGCCGCCGCCGAAACCUCCGCCGCCGCCGCCCCCGAGCCCGCCCCCUCCCAGCCCGCCCCCGCCCUCUCCUCCUCCCCCCAAGCCCCCGCCACCCAGCCCCCCUCCCCCCAGCCCUCCUCCGCCGAGCCCCAAGCCGCCCAGCCCUCGUCCGCCCAGCCCCAAGCCGCCCAGCCCGCGGCCACCGCGCCCGCCGCCACCUACGCCGCCGCCGCCGCCGCCGCCCAGCCCUAAGCCGCCGUCGCCUCCUCCUCCCCGCCCGCCCCCGCCUUCUCCCCCUCCACCCCGCCCGCCGCCACCCUCUCCCCCUCCUCCCCGUCCGCCGCCACCCUCUCCCCCUCCCCCCGCUCCCCCGCCACCGUCGCCUCCUCCCCCCAAGCCGCCGCCACCCUCCCCUCCUCCUCCCAGCCCCAAGCCGCCCGCGCCCCCUCCGCCGCGCCCGCCGCCGCCAAACCCGCCGCCGCCCCGCCCGCCGCCGCCCUCCCCACCUCCUCCCUGCCAGAUCUGCUUCACCCUGACACUGGCGGCGCCGCCCGGCGGCACCUACACCUUCUCCGACAACGAAUGCACUGACCUUCAGAGCUUCAUGGCUGACCUUGUCAACACGGAGGCUGGCGACCUUGGCGCACAGCUGCUGACGCCCUUCGCGCCCGACCUGAACAACUGCCAGCCCGACUUCGUUCAGGUUUGCGGCACCUUCUUCUCUGACGCGGAGGGCGCCAAGCUGCAGCCGUGGGUGGACACCAACGAGCCAUUUGAGUUGUGGCACAACACGCUGCUCCAGGGCGGCUGCUUUAACGUGCCCUACCUGAUCGGCUACUCGUUCGCCUACGAAGUCCUCACGCCCGACGGCAGCCCCGACGGCUGCAUCGUCGGCUACUGGCAGCCGCCCGCCUGCGCCCCCAGCACCAGCCCGCCGCCGCCUCCCCCGCCGCCGCCCCCGCCGCCGCCGCCUCCGCCGCCCCCGCCCGUGCGCUCGCCGCCGCCGCGCCGCCGCGCGCCGCCGCCGCCGCCCGCCGCCGAGUGGCCGGUGUGCGAGUGCGACAAGCGCCCCGGCAGUAGCACGCUCACCUUCAACACCACCACGGUCACGCGCCUGGCCUCGGGCAUGAACCAGUACUGCUUCAGCCUGGGCCUGACGGCCUGCCUGCGUGCCUCGCCCUGCUGCCUGCAAGACCUGACCAAGAUUGAGUUCGACGUGGUUCCCGCAUGCGUGGGCUCCAUGGUCUACUCGAUCCAGGACGGCGAGCAACGGCCGGCGCAGUACCAGCUGGCCCCCUACCCGGCGCUCAAGAUGAACCGCUUGUCCAAGCAGUACAUCGACGUGCCCGGCACGGUGGUGUGUGUGGUGCUCAAGCCGCCCUGCGCCACGCUCACGGACCUGUGCGGCGGCCCCAGCUGCCGCUACGCGCUCUUCAACAAGCGCGUGGGCGACCAGCCCAAGUGCUGCCCCGUGCGCACGGUGAACGACCCCCAGUAAAAGGGGCCCCAGUUCAGCAAACGCACGCACGCAUUCGCUGUGUGUGCGUGCCCGGCGCAUCAGCGCCUGCAGCGCCGCCGCCACAGCAAUGUUUAGCUGUGUGGGGCAGCGGGCUUGGCGCGGUGCGGGGGCUGCGAGUGGAAGGGCGCGCGCGCAGCCCCUGGCUCUGAUGCCUGGAGCCGCAACGCGGACGUGACACACCGUGUGACCGUGACCAGAAGAGUGGAUGAGUGAGAACCGCGACGCAUGGCGCGGUGUGUGGUGGUGUCGAUGAAGAAUCACCAACAUUCUGGCCGGGUCCCGCAAUAAUCAGGGUCUGACCAACAGACGACCUUUUUGCAUGGCGCGAGGUGCAUACGUGUGAGGGUAUUUACGCGUGAAGGUGUGGGUGUGGGUGUGGCGUGCCAGUGUGUCGUGUAUGACAGUGUGUAAGCAUCGGGCCCCCCCGCGCGGGGUGCGGCUGGGCAGCAGGUGUGGAACCGGAGCGACCGCGGCGCCGCACUGAAAGCAUGUGUGGCCUGACCCUAGGCCAGCCCCAGGGCCCCGCCUGGGCGGCGCUCCGCUCCAGGCCCCACGCCGAAGCCGAGGCCGCCCGGGCGGACUGGCGUUGGCUGGUUUUGUGUGGGGCCAACCGCCUCGGUUCAUCGCAUAUACGACACACCUAACGGAAGGCGAUGGGGUUGGGGGUAGCCGCAGUGCGGGGAGUCCCGGGGGAGGCACAAACGUGCCUCUUGCUGGCUGUUCCCGCAGGCUCGUCCCUGAUGCGGUUCUCAUUCGGCCUGAUUAUACAUAGCUCCUGACCGCAUUGCUGUGUUGUGGCGUCUGGUCUUGUGUGUAUGUGUGGGGGUGCUAUGCAUUGGACCACCUUGUGAUCAUCUGCGUAUGACUGACUCGGCAUCCUUGCAACAGACGGGUGAGGAGGAGGAGGCACAGGGAUGCGUUAGCCGCGCUAACGCGCGGCAAGGGUGCGGUCUAGCUGCACGGGGUCUUGGGCUUAUUUCGACCAAUAUCUCUGACGAGGCUUAGUAUUGCGUCGCUCUCUUUGGGGGAGGCUACGUUCUCUUGCUGCUGCGGGGGCUUCCUACUCUUCUUACAAGCUUCUAUACAACCGUACCACGCAUCUGUUCCCCUCGGAAUGCCAGAGCUUAUUCGGGCGGUUUUGUCGUGAGAUUGGAAUUUAUUGUUUGUUGGCCACUUGGCACCGCACGAGCUCCUGCACACUCCUUUUGACGUGUGUUGACCAUGCUGACUUCCGUUUGGAACACCUGAACAGACCGCAGGGUGAAGAAAGGAUGUGUGGGACCGUGUACGAAGAGUGCUUGCAAAAGCUGCGCACUCGGCUUUCUGUCUUUAAUAUGUAACAAAGAAAUUGC
Molecule: messenger RNA, 4747 nt
Organism: Chlamydomonas reinhardtii
Lineage: Eukaryota; Viridiplantae; Chlorophyta; Chlorophyceae; Chlamydomonadales; Chlamydomonadaceae
Exons: 7
Coding region: 432-3374 (980 amino acids)
Source: RefSeq, a predicted model, not a curated record